UGGCAGUUACUCUGUUUGGUUUUUACUGAUACGGAGGCAGGAGAUUAGUCUUGUUGGAGAUUAUCCUUUUUGGGAUGCACCGUGUUCAUGAAGAUUAAUUUGUGCUUCUGAAUUUGGGGGGCAGCACUACGGCAACACUCCUCACCUUUAAGCAGACUGAUGUAAUGAAUGAUGGGAUCCACAGUUACUGCUGCAAUUCUGUAUCCCCUCAGGUGGAUCCUAGUUCUCAUCUUGGUCAUCUUGGUGCAGCAGCUCAACGCAGGGAGGAUUGAGGGCCCAUGUCAAGGGAGAGACUGCUCUGCAUGUCGGUGUCAUGCUGCCAAAGGUGCACGGGGUGCUCCAGGAAAGUCAGGUCAGCAAGGCCCCCGAGGACUGAUGGGGCCACGGGGACAUGAAGGGCUACCUGGAGAGAAAGGCAGGAGGGGAGCAGAGGGAUUACCUGGCCCAGAAGGGCCCAAAGGAGACCGUGGCAAGACAGGUGUUCCUGGUUUUCCUGGUAAUGACGGCUCAUCAGGCCACCCCGGAGCAGGUGGCGAGCCUGGUUUGCCAGGAGUGGAUGGCUGUAACGGAACAAGAGGUCGACCAGGAGUCCCUGGUGUUCCUGGUUUGGAUGGUUUCCAUGGGCCACCGGGAUUACCUGGACCUAAAGGGAUUAAAGGAGAACCUUGGAAUGGUGCUUUUCUCCAAGGACCUCCCGGGGACCGUGGUAGAGAAGGAGAACUUGGUCGACCAGGAAAAAAAGGACUCAUUGGGCCCAAAGGCCCUACUGGCCCUCCAGGCCCUCCUGGACUUGAGGGCUUGGAAGGACCUAAAGGUGUAAGAGGACUGCCAGGUGACCCUGGAAGAUCACUGGCAGGUGAAAAAGGUGACAAUGGUGAGCAAGGCCCACCUGGCCCGCAAGGACCAGAAGAAGUCAUAGAAUUUCCCCCAGAGUUUCUUCCACCUAAAGGUUACAAGGGGGAACAAGGUCUUCCUGGACUAUGUGGACCAAAAGGCCAAAGUGGUGUGAGUGAUAUAUACCACUAUCAACUUAAAGGAGAGUCAGGAAUCCCUGGUUUUCCUGGAGUUUGGGGUCCUCCAGGAUUUCCUGGUAGAGAAGGACAUCCAGGACCUGAGGGUUUUCGUGGAGAUGUAGGACUUCCAGGCCUCAUUGGGAAAAUUGGACUAAAGGGUUACCAAGGAGACCCAGGUCUCCCUGGUCCACAGCUCUUACUUAAUGGAACUCAUGCCAGAGGUCCUAAAGGUGACCGUGGGUAUCCCGGAAUACCUGGACUCCCAGGUGACCCUGGAAUGAUGGGCAUGCAUGGACCUCCUGGGCCACCAGGGUUAACAAUACCAGAGGAACCUGGUUUGCCUGGUCCACGAGGGGUCCCUGGUCCCAAAGGCUACAAGGGAGAGCCAGGGAGGUAUAAUGACUUUGAAACCAAUCCAUUUCCUGGACCAAAAGGCCCUAAAGGACACCUUGGCCCUAAAGGUGCCAGAGGCCUUCCAGGGCCUCCAGGAUGUGGAGAUUACUACUGUGAGCCUGGUUCCCCAGGGGACCCUGGUGACCCAGGACCCAGGGGAUCUCGUGGAAACAAAGGUCGCAGAGGAAUUAAAGGUUGUCCAGGAGCAUGUGACUGUAUAUCUGGUGGGGGACCUAUAGGGCCUCCUGGUCCACCGGGUUAUAUAGGACCUCCAGGUUUUCCUGGAACUCAAGGACUUAAGGGAGACCCAGGAGCAGAAGGAGAUGUGGGUCCAAGAGGACCACAAGGCUUUCAAGGAAUUCCUGGUUUAAAAGGACAGAAGGGUCAAAAAGGUGACUCUUUUGUGGCAGGUGCUAAAGGUGCCAAGGGUAACCAAGGAGUCCUUGGACCCUCUGGUCUUCCUGGAGCAACAGGUAGGCCAGGACAGGAUGGCCCCCAUGGCCCUGCAGGAGAUCCUGGACCACCAGGUACUGGAUAUGUAGGUUUACCUGGUCCCAAAGGUUACCCUGGUUUUGCUGGAGCCAAAGGGUUUCCAGGACUUGUAGGGCCCCCAGGCCCUGGUUUUCCAGGCCCUAAGGGGCAUUCUGGACCUAAAGGAAAUGAAGGCCACCCUGGACAACCAGGACUUCCUGGACGACCAGGCCCACCAGGUGAAAUUGAGCCAUGCUGUCACGAACAGGAGAUUGGUCCUCCUGGUCUUAAGGGCGAGCAAGGUUCACCAGGAAUUACAGGUGCACCAGGAAGAGACGGUCUUAAUGGACUUCAGGGACCACCAGGCCCCAAAGGCAUGAAAGGAGAUAGUAAAACUGGAGCAAUUGGAGCGCCCGGACCUCCAGGUUUAGAUGGGUAUCCAGGUGACCCUGGUCCCAGUGGAAUUAGUCUGGAUGGCCCUACAGGCCCUCCUGGGUUACCAGGGCCCCCUGGCAGGAAGGGGGCACAAGGAGAUGUCUUCAUUGCCCGGCCAGGUGCUCCUGGCCCACCUGGUCCCCCUGGGGCAAUUGGUCCAAACGGUAUUCGGGGCAUUCCUGGAAGCCCAGGGUCUCCAGGUGUGCAAGGCCAACCUGGACAACCAGGAUAUAAAGGACACCCAGGAGUCAAUGGUGACCCUGGAACCACUGGUCCCCCAGGCCCAGCCUGCACUAUAUGUGAGCUGUAUGGACCUACAGGUCCUCCAGGACCUCCAGGAAAUCCAGGGCAGAGGGGAAUACCAGGCUACCUUGCUCUGAAGGGUUUUAAAGGAGAUAUAGGCCUAUCUGGUCAUGGACAGAAGGGACCUCAAGGUUUCCCUGGACCUCCCGGUCUGCUGGGCCCAGCUGGACCAAGAGGCAGCACUGGCGACUCAGGAGAUCCUGGGAUAGAUGGCCAACCAGGACUGAAAGGUAAAAGGGGGUAUCCUGGCAGGGCUGGAGCCAGAGGUUUACCAGGCCGUCCUGGACCUCCAGGACCCAGAGGUAAACAGGGAGAGAGAGGCUUUAAUGGUCGCUCAGGUAUCCCCGGUGGCCCAGGAGUACCUGGUAGAAAAGGUGUACAAGGUCCACCAGGAUUGCCAGGACCACCAAUGAUUGGGAAUGUAACAAAAGGCCCAUCAGGACUUCCAGGAGGGAAGGGUGAACAAGGACAACAAGGACCUAAAGGCUUAAAGGGCCUAAGGGGAGUAACAGGUGAUUCAGGGCCUGAUGGAAGGCCUGGUCUGCCAGGGCCUAAAGGCAGCACUGGUGCCCCAGGGAGGAAAGGAAUAUCUGGAUCCCCUGGCUGUGCCGGUAUCAAAGGUUUUACUGGUCCAAGGGGAUAUAUUGGGCAUGUUGGAGAUCCGGGAGAUCAAGGGCCCAGAGGACAUCCGGGUAUCCCAGGUUUACCAGGAUUUUCAGGGGCCAAGGGUGAGCCAGGACAUUCUUAUGGACAACCUGGUCCACCUGGACCUAAAGGAUUGCCAGGGGAGAAAGCACCCUGUGAAUCCAGAGGGAGUCCAGGAGAUCCAGGUGACCCAGGAACCCCGGGAAGGUCAGGAUGGCCUGGACAACCAGGCAUUCCUGGGGAGCCAGGAAGACAAGGAGGACAAGGCUUCCCUGGGUCUCGUGGCCCAUAUGGUCAUCUAGGUAUUCCAGGUAUUAAAGGUGACCAAGGAGUUCUAGGACCACCAGGCCCACCUGGCCCAUAUGGGCCUCCAGGGCACCCUGGACUACCAGGACUGGAUGGAUUGGAUGGGCUUAGAGGUCCAAAAGGAAUGAAAGGAGGAAGAGGUAUAGAUAUCCCUGGCCCUCGAGGACCAGAUGGUCUUCCUGGAGUCAAAGGUCUCCAGGGCCCACCAGGACCUCCAGGAGCCACUUCCUAUCCUGGCCCUAAAGGACAGAGGGGUCCACCUGGUGACACAGGUCAUCCUGGGUUAUCAGGUCAAACUGGUUACCCUGGCCAAGAAUGCCGCACUCCCAUUCCAGGACCCAACGGAGAUGUAGGAUUUGAAGGACGUCCAGGGCUCCCAGGCCCUCCUGGUAAACCAGGCCCUCCAGGGAGCAACACUGUCUCCAAAGGAGACCCAGGCCCUAUUGGCCUCCCUGGAUCACCAGGUUGUAAGGGAGCUAAGGGCAAUCCGGGACCUCCUGGAGCUCCAGACCGAGGCUUUACAGGACCAAAAGGUGAGAGAGGUCCUUCUGGUCCCAGGGGUUCUCCAGGACCCAAAGGUCACAAGGGUGUCCCUGGGGGUCCUGGCCGCAAGGGAGUAAUAGGCCCACCUGGAGACAUAGGUGCCAAAGGUGCUCGUGGUGAGUCUAUUAGCUUACGCCCAGGGAUAGCUCCGGUUGGACCCCCAGGACCACAGGGUAUCUCAGGAUCUGUGGGAUUCCCAGGCGAUAUAGGUCCUCCUGGGACUCCAGGACGUAAAGGAGAGAAGGGUCCUAUAGGGUCUUUGGGGCCCCCUGGCCUACCAGGUCCUCCUGGUCGUAGUGGUCCUGUUGGAGACCCAGGAGAUGUUGGCCAGCAAGGAUUUAUCGGACCUCAAGGUAUCCCAGGUCCACCCGGUGAUCAAGGUAAGCCAGGCACUGGGGCAUUGAAUCCAGGCUUUCUUCUGGUUAUCCACAGCCAGUCAGAAAAAGUGCCAAGAUGCCCUGAAGGCAACAGCCAGCUUUGGGUUGGCUACAGUCUGGUUUACUUGGAGGGACAAGAAAAGGCUCACACUCAAGAUCUGGGCCAGGCUGGCUCCUGCCUCCCUAUUUUCUCCACAAUGCCUUUCUCCUACUGCAACAAAGCUGCCUGUCACUUCUCUAGUCGUAACGACAAAUCCUAUUGGCUCUCCACCACCGCUCCCAUACCCAUGAUGCCACUUUUUGGCCAAGAGAUUAGCUCCCACAUCAGCCGCUGUGUGGUGUGUGAGACAGUUUCGCCUGCAGUGGCAUUUCACAGCCAGGAUCAUAAAGUCCCAGCAUGCCCACCUGGCUGGAGGAGCCUGUGGACGGGAUACUCCUUCCUCCUGCACACAGGAGCAGGUGAUGAGGGUGGUGGCCAAUCUCUGACUUCUUCUGGCAGCUGUCUUAAGGAUUUCCGGACUCACCCCUUCAUUGAGUGCCAGGGUGCACGUGGUUCUUGUCACUACUUUGCCAACCUCUACAGUUUUUGGCUGACUACUGUUAGUCCAACAGAGCAGUUUAUCACCCCCAAAUCUGGCACCAUCAAGGCAGCUGACCAACAGAGAAAGAAGGCCAGUCAAUGUCACGUCUGCCUCAGAGAACAAUAAAGGACCUCUUUCACUUUUCAUUGUAACUUUAAACCACGAAAGCUUUCCAUUUACAAUUCUGAGUACUACUGAGGCUAACAGUCGAUUUAAAAAGUGGCUAUGCACUUCAUACACUAUUAUCUUUAUCUAAGCAGCGUUUUCUAUAAAAUGUUGCUGUCACUUUAUCUUUUUUCUGUUAUUAUUUUCAGUAAGGUGCUAUUUCUAAUGACAAAAAUGUGUGAUAUUGAUCAUCUUGAUGCUAUACCUUAAGAUAGUGUUGAAACAAAAUAAUCAGGGGAAAUAUUCAGAACAUUGUUCCUUUUUCAUCAAAGCUGUGCUACUCUAUUAAAAUGUUUGUAAAAUCUUG
Molecule: messenger RNA, 5539 nt
Organism: Larimichthys crocea (large yellow croaker)
Lineage: Eukaryota; Metazoa; Chordata; Actinopteri; Sciaenidae
Product: collagen alpha-4(IV) chain
Exons: 48
Coding region: 169-5193 (1674 amino acids)
Biological process (GO): extracellular matrix organization
Cellular component (GO): collagen trimer
Molecular function (GO): extracellular matrix structural constituent conferring tensile strength
Source: RefSeq, a predicted model, not a curated record